AGAGAGCGUUGUUUGUCCCCAUUCCAGCCACGCCUGUUCUCUGUGUGUGUCCCUGCGCAUAGUGUGUCCCUGCGCAUAGUGUGUCCCGGAAACACCGUCUGACGUCUCUCGGGCACGCGCCUCUUGUUGUGAAAGAUGUCACCCAGAGUUGGGGCAAUGGCAUCGCCCAGUCACAUCCUGGCUUUCUGCAUCUGUCUCCUCACCAUGGCCAGUGCAGAAGCUCCGAAGGAGCCCGAUCCAUUCACCUAUGAUUACCACACCCUGCGGAUCGGCGGCCUCACUAUCGCUGGGAUCCUCUUCAUCCUGGGCAUCCUUAUCAUCCUUAGCAAAAGGUGUCGGUGCAAAUUCAACCAACAGCAGAGAACCGGGGAGCCGGAUGAAGAGGAGGGAACUUUCCGCAGCUCCAUCCGCCGUCUGUCCAGCCGCAGGCGGUAGAACCUCCACCUGGCUCCAGGAAACUCCGCCAGGGCCCCCUCGGCACCUGACACGUCUCCCCACCCAGCCGCUAGCCCGUGGCCACCUCCAGCGUCCCCCGCCCCAGCCCCGCCUCUCGGACACCCUUACGGCUCAGACCUCCAAUAAAACUCAGUUUUCCUUCCUGAUAA
Messenger RNA from Meriones unguiculatus (Mongolian gerbil), 605 nucleotides. RefSeq names its product FXYD domain containing ion transport regulator 1 (gene Fxyd1). The record is from RefSeq and is a predicted model, not a curated record. Gene Ontology annotation, molecular function: sodium channel regulator activity. Gene Ontology annotation, biological process: regulation of sodium ion transmembrane transporter activity; monoatomic ion transport. The transcript has 8 exons. Gene Ontology annotation, cellular component: membrane. NCBI's taxonomy places the organism in Eukaryota, Metazoa, Chordata, Mammalia, Rodentia, Muridae. Bases 136 to 435 code for a protein of 99 amino acids.